AUGUUAGCGCCAGUAGGCACCGGCGUCCUGCGCUACACCUACCCCAUGGGGGACACGCCAGCUGUGUGCUUGACGCAGGACAUUCCCCCUUCAUUUCGUCUUCGCGCUCGCUCUCGUGCCUAUCAUGGGAAGGAAGAUGAGAAGGAACUAGAGGGAAAAGAAGCUGAGGACAACGACAAGAGAGAAGAAGACGGGAAAGAAGAAGACGAGAAGGAAGAGGACUACGGAAAAGAAGAGAAAGAGCAAGAAGGUCUUGAAGGAGAGGAGGAUAAUGAAAAAAGACAGACCGAAGAUAAGAAAAGGGAAAAGGAGAAGGAACAAAAGGAAAAGGAAAACGACAAAGACAACGACAGUGACAACAGCCGGCAAGAAGCCCCAAUCAACAUCCUACUUCUCGGAUGUGGAGAUCUUCGCAAGAUUCUCUUCACGAUCCAUCAUGAUGCCCGCAACAUCCUCUUCUUAACCAUUCUCAUCGACAAAACGCCCCUCACUUUUGACUUCCUGACCGACCUAUUCCCCAUCUACUACAACCUCUACCUCCCACCCCGCCUCGCCAGCCUCGUUGCCUCACAAGCCCGCAAACUAGUCGAUAUUUCCGACUCCCUCCAAGCCUGGCACGCAAGCCCUUACGGCGGCGGCAGCCUGGGGGGAGGUCUUUGCUUCUGUGACUCGCACUCCCUCUUGCGCGUCCGUGAGAUGUGGCAAUGCUGGGCUUGUUUCGACGGAGGUAAUGAGCCAGCGAAUACCGACCUCAAAGCCAAGUUCGAAGCGAACCUAGCUGACGCCCGAGACGUGAAAGCCGAUGAGGAAAGGCUUGACAGCACUGUUAGUGACCUCGUCUACACAGCAGUACGAUCAGCUGCGCCAAGUGCACAAGAGGACGACAUGCGCCAUUUGGACGAACUCCACCAGUGGUUUUGGAAAUCUGGGUGUGUGACAAGGCAUGAAACCGCCGCGGACAGGAGAGAGGACACGCAGGUAAACCCGAUGUUCGUCACGCCUGAUUCGGAUGGGCAUGUGAGGAUGCACUGGGGACUUGACCCGCUCCUGGGGUUUCCUUUAGCGGAGGCGUUUGUGAGGAACGAGGAUGAGCCUGAGCCAGAGAUAUGGGAAGCGGAAGGAAUGACUGCACACGCGAAGGUGGUAUCGGUUGUCGUGGGGAGCUUCGCCCUUUGGUGUCAAAGUUUCCAGAAAGCAUGGGCAGAAAGAAAGAGAAAGGUGGUGAUGAGGUGGUUCGUUGGUGAUGCGAUUACUUUCGGACAUACUUUGCAGGGUCUUGCAAGGGGUGUCUCCUCAAGAUCUACCCACUGGUAUCGCAGCAGACACAGCUUUUUGCCCUUGAGGAUUGAUGGGGAGGAUUACAAGCCUGGCGGCAGCCUUACUACCUGCCCUGCCCCGUUAUCCUUCAUGGUCAUCGACACCUCCAACCUCAUCGAUGACCUUGGCGCACUCAACGUGCUGAUGGCCACCUCACCGUUGCUCGAGAACAGCGCGGCCGCCACGAUCUACACCGAAAUGCUCACCCGGUACCACCGCACAUACAAAGGCGAAGCCGACAACCUCCUUUGCGGCCCUCUCUCCACCGUCGCCCUGCUCCUUGGUCUGGUUUGCGUAGAACAUUUCACCAACACCGCCCCUUACCCAGGGGCAACGCAGGACGCCAUGGCCUACAAUUGGAUCAAGUACGGAUCUGCUCUGCCCCCAGACAUGCCCUCAAAGCUGUACCAGACUUACGAGCGGCUGAGAUGGAAGCGACCUAUGGCGCAUUAG
Molecule: messenger RNA, 1770 nt
Organism: Sordaria macrospora k-hell
Lineage: Eukaryota; Fungi; Ascomycota; Sordariomycetes; Sordariales; Sordariaceae
Source: RefSeq, a predicted model, not a curated record